Nymphalis io (European peacock) is the source of this 1629-nucleotide messenger RNA. Its product is annotated as esterase FE4-like. NCBI's taxonomy places the organism in Eukaryota, Metazoa, Arthropoda, Insecta, Lepidoptera, Nymphalidae. The record is from RefSeq and is a predicted model, not a curated record. Bases 1 to 1629 code for a protein of 542 amino acids. The transcript is spliced from 3 exons.
AUGAAGACGUACUGGUUGGUGCUCUGGUCGCUAUGGGCGGCGCGACUGGUCAGGCAACCGACGCUACCUGUCCGCGUAACUGGCGGAUGGUUGCGCGGUGUGGUAGCUCCCGAUGGUUCUCAUAAACGAUAUAUGGCUGUUCCCUUCGCUACCCAUCCUGUAAAGCGUUUUCAGGGUCCUGGUCCAGAACCGAUAUGGCAAGGCGUUUUAGAAGCUAUAGAAGAAAAUGUUCGAUGUCCUCAAAGAAUAGGAAAGAGCAUUCUUAUAGGUCAAGAAGAUUGCUUAAUAAUGAAUAUAUAUACACCCGUUGAUGCUACUGCGUAUUCUAAAUAUCCAGUGAUGGCGUUUAUUCAUGGGGGAGGAUUUUAUGAGGGGUCGAGUACCGGUUUUUUAUAUGGUCCGGAAUAUUUAGUAACUAAGGGAGUAAUCCUCGUUGUUAUGAACUAUAGAUUGAAUAUUCAGGGCUUAGCUUGCCUGAAAAUAAAGGAAGCACCAGGUAACGGUGCUAUGAAGGAUCAAUUGGCUGCACUUAAAUGGAUCCAGCGAAAUAUUGAAGCAUUUGGGGGAGAUCCCGAUAGUGUUACGAUAAGUGGCGAAAGUGCUGGCGCAGCUUCCGUUUCUUUUCAUAUUCUCUCACCGAUGUCAAAAGGCCUCUUUCACAGGGCCAUCAUACAGAGUGGUUCCUCCUUGGCACCUUGGACGUUACAGUUCAGGCCGGUGUACAUGGCCAGUUUAUUGACAAAAGUUAUGGGACACACCACUGAUGAUUUAUAUGAAAUUUAUAAUAUAUUAAUGGAAAAAUCGGACAGAGAUUUGGUUAUUACUAGAGUACCUAGAAGACAAGGAGAUACGAUUACUUCAGAAUUGCUUUAUACACCUUGUAUUGAGGACGAAAUUGCAGGCGUUGAGCCGUUUCUGACUGAAAUGCCAUACGAUUUACUGUCUUCAGGAAGGUAUAACAAAGUUCCUGUAUUAAUUGGUCGUACAAGUUCAGAAGGUUUGCUUUUUUCCAACAUGGAGAACGAUACGACUUUAUAUAAGAUUAUAUUUGAAAAAACGUUGCCUAAAAAUUGGCACGUGCCCGAAGAAUCGAAACGAAAAGAAAUAGGAGCUAAACUUAAGGAAUUAUAUUUUGGUGACAAUGUUAUUUCCUACAAUACUUUACUUAAUCUAUCACAAUUGUACGAUGAAGUAUAUUUUUCAUCUGGUGUAUUACAAGAAACCGAAUUAUAUUUAAAUACAAGCGAUAAACCUAUAUACAGCUACGUCUUCAGCUAUGACGGGAGACGAAAUAUUGUAAAAUGGACACUCGACCAUGGAUUAAAUACUGCACCGGGAGCUACACACGCUGACGAUCUGUUUUAUUUAUUUCAACAACCACUUCUUCCCUCAUUUUUUGAGGGUAUGAUGAUAGACAGGGUGACAACAAUGUGGACUAACUUUGUUAAAUAUGGGGAACCAACACCUGAGGUAACGGAUUUGUUGCCAGUAAAGUGGUUACCGAGCAACAAGUCGUCUCCGCAUUCUUUUGUCAUCGACAGAGAAUUCUCCACCAUACCUCUCUGGCCCACGGAUUCCCUUAAAUACUUACGUGAUAUCUACUCAAAGUACAGAAGAAAAACGGAUUGA